GUGAAGAAGGAGAUAAAAGAAGAAGAAUUGGAUGAUUUCCUACAAGAGUAUCCGUCUACAAUCCAGACAGUAGAAGAAAAGCCUGAACUGGAAUAUGAAUGCAAAACUGAGAUGUACACGUCACCCACCAUGACCUUGAAAGAAGAAAAGUAUUCACCAAUGGAAAUCAAAGGUGAAGAAGAAUUUGAUCCAAGAGAAUAUGGUGACUUCGACUCUUCACCUAAAAGAGACGUUCAAAGGAUCCAAUCUAACAAAAGAGGGAACACUGAGCAAAAAAGGAACAAAGAGAGACGUCACAAACGCCCCCAGUGCAGAAAGACUUCAUACCAGGAAUCACAUCAGCAACUGGACACCAGGGAGAAACAACAUGAAUGCUCCCAAUGUUUCAAAACAUUUGCUAGAAGUUUCGAUCUCGCAAGUCAUCAAAGAAUACACACAGGAGAAAAGCCCCAUCAAUGCAGUACAUGUGGGAGAGCCUUUAGUCACAUAUCUAAUCUCAAGACACACCAAAAGAUCCAUACUGGGGAGAAGCCACACCAGUGCAGUACAUGUUGGAAGGCCUUUAGUUCAAUGGCUCAUCUCAAGACACACCAGAGGAUCCAUACUGGGGAAAAGCCACACCAGUGCAGUACAUGUGGGAAGGCCUUUAGUAACAAGACUGAUCUCAAAACACAUCAGAGGAUCCAUACUGGGGAAAAGCCACACCAGUGCAGUACAUGUGGGAAGGCCUUUAGUCAAUUGUCUACUCUCAAGACACACCAGAGGAUCCAUACUGGGGAAAAGCCACACAAGUGCAGUUCAUGUGGGAAGGCCUUUAUUAACAUUCAUCAUCUCAAGACACACCAGAGUAUCCAUACUGGGGAAAAGCCCCAUCAGUGCAGUACAUGUGGGAAGGCCUUUAGUCAGAUGUCUAGUCUCAAGACACACCAGAUGAUCCAUACUGGGGUAACGCCGUAUCAGUGUACUACAUGUGGAAAGUAUUCCAGGAGUAGCUCUGACCUCAUCAGACAUCAGAUUACACAUACUGGAGAAAAGCCACAUCAGUGUUCUCAAUGUGGAAAGGCCUUUACCCAAAUGUCUAAUCUCAAGAGACAUCAGAGGAUCCAUUCAAAUGAUGUGCUGCCCUGCUAAUACAUGAUGGAGUAGCACUUACAGAAAUAUUUCUUGAUUAGCUGAGUUUUAAACAAUGUUUGAUGUACAAGAUGAAGUAUUAUUUUAUCAUAUUUGAAACGUAUAAUGGGGUAGAGAUUGAAACAUUAAUUGUUAGGGUACAUCAAUUCAAUAAAAGAAUAACUUGAA
This is a messenger RNA of Clupea harengus (Atlantic herring), 1299 nucleotides long. Its product is annotated as zinc finger protein 239-like. Lineage: Eukaryota; Metazoa; Chordata; Actinopteri; Clupeiformes; Clupeidae. The transcript is spliced from 2 exons. The record is from RefSeq and is a predicted model, not a curated record. Bases 112 to 1131 code for a protein of 339 amino acids.